AAAUGGAUUUUAAUUAACAUUUUACAUUUAAAAUAGUUUUUUUUACCUGUUGCAUUUUGAUUGAUUGGUGUUGUUGUUUUAUUAAAAUUUAUACUUACCUAUAUUAUGUCAACAGUGUUUCCCUCAUCAUGAUUUGGAAUGAUUUUGAAACAAAAGGGGCGGGGGGGGAUAUUGAAAAUUUGUGAGGUCAUCACCCCACUCAAAACUGUUUCUCCGGCCCUGAAUAAUGCAAAUGUAAUUAAGUCUGCUGACCCAGCGUAACGCGGUCAGUCCGUCGUUAUGUUUUGCAACACCACCUUUUAUCACUAAAGUUGAUGACUUAUCCCGUACUUCUCUAUAAACAUCUAAUAAUAAUAACAAUAUAAUAAUCCUUAGAAUUUCGAUGAUGCCGUUGCUUUUGGUAAAGUUGCAAUGAAACCUUAUAAAACUGAGCGACUAAUUAAAAAAAAAUAAAUCUGUCAUACUGACAUUUUUACAUCCCCUCGUUUAAUGAUACAGAUUUAGUAUCACGCGUUGCACGCUUUUGAGUAAAAUUAUAAUACCCUUUAAAAUACCUUUGAAAUAAUAAAUAAAUAAGGAGGGGAAGAACUUGUCAAUUAACUGCCGUUCAAACUUUAGCUUUUUAGCUUCUGCACUUUAAUAAUAUAUAAGGCCUUUUCAUACGUGUAUCUUUUUAUAAAAAUGUGUAACUGUUUUGGCAAACUUACUAGGUGCGUAGUCGCAUCUGCACUUUUUUGCGAGAUACUGCUUAUUCAAAUAUCUAAACCGGCCGGAUAACUCGAUGCGAACUACGAAUAAAGCCAGUGUUCCACUCAGUUGAGCAACCCUAUUCAUACCCAGUUCCGGGUAUACGCGAACAAAAGCCUUCGGUGAAAAGUAGCGGUGAAGUUAUCAUAUAUUCUCUGGACAGUGUUCCGAACUCGUUUCCAUGGCAACAUUUGGAACAUAAGCGAAAUAAUAUGCAUCAGCGCGUAGGUCUCCCAGAGCUUAUCAGUUCUUGGAUAGCUAUUUGUGUUUCGGCAGCCAAAUUUGUUUUCUACAAUCUGUGACAAACAAAUUAUAAACUAAUAAACAAAAUAAAAAUUAAACUGUUAACGAAUUCCAAUUUAUAAAAAAAUUGGAGCCUCUACCCAAUUUUUCGCUGCUAUGCUUUAAAAAUAACUUCGAAAGGCUGCCAUUUAAGAUGUUAGUGUCAUAUAAUUCAGCAAACACAUCAGGAAGGAAGACCUGUUUGGCGUGGUUCCUUAUCUUAGACAUCAUAAUUUUCCUUGCGCUGUCUGUGUCUCUUCCAAUUAUUAAUAGUGGCUUAGCCUGUAAGGCUAUUGAAACUUGUGAUCCAUUCCUGCCCAUCUGCGCGACGUCAACGAAUGAGCACCAAUUUUUCUAUAGCCACUGUGAAAUGUUGCGGGAUGCCUGCCUUACGGGAAAAGGUUGGAAAACGGAUUUCUUCGGCCACUGCAAUGUCAAUAAGGUUUAGGCUUGUUGGAUAAGAGCAACUAUUGACCAGUCUCAAUGUAAAACAAGCGAGUUCUAACAAUUGGCUCUCU
This is a messenger RNA of Drosophila ficusphila, 1547 nucleotides long. Its product is annotated as follistatin-related protein 1. The transcript has 2 exons. NCBI's taxonomy places the organism in Eukaryota, Metazoa, Arthropoda, Insecta, Diptera, Drosophilidae. The coding region runs from base 1184 to 1477 and encodes 97 amino acids. Gene Ontology annotation, molecular function: protein binding. The record is from RefSeq and is a predicted model, not a curated record.